Geosmithia morbida is the source of this 1071-nucleotide messenger RNA. RefSeq names its product pyridoxine kinase. Gene Ontology annotation, cellular component: cytosol. Gene Ontology annotation, molecular function: pyridoxal kinase activity. Bases 1 to 1071 code for a protein of 356 amino acids. The record is from RefSeq and is a predicted model, not a curated record. Lineage: Eukaryota; Fungi; Ascomycota; Sordariomycetes; Hypocreales; Bionectriaceae. Gene Ontology annotation, biological process: pyridoxal 5'-phosphate salvage. The transcript is spliced from 5 exons.
AUGGGGACGGAAUUACCUCUGCCUGAGACUAGAGUACUGGCCGUGGCCAGCCAUGUGGUCUCUGGAUACGUGGGAAACAAGAUUGCCGUAUUUGUCAUGCAAUCAUUAGGAUGCGAUGUUGCGGCCCUCAACACUGUUCAUUUCAGCAACCACACAGGAUACAAGCAGUUCAAGGGAACCAAGGUGACAGCCCAGGAAAUCUCGGAACUAUACCAGGGUCUCAAGCAGUCGUACCUCGACGACUUCGACAUGAUGCUGUCCGGAUACAUUCCCGGAGCCGAGGCCGUGGGAGCCGUGGGGGCCAUCGCCAAGGAUCUCAAGGCUAGGGCUGAGAAGUCUCCCGGCAGCUUCUUCUGGGUUCUUGAUCCUGUCAUGGGCGACAACGGGAGGGUGUAUGUUGCGCCGGAUGUGGUACCGGCUUACAGGUCUCUCGUUCCUUAUGCAGAUCUGAUUCUGCCAAACCAGUUUGAGGCCGAACUACUAUCCGACGUCAAGAUAACCGACAUGGCGUCCCUCACAGAGGCCAUCCAGGUCCUACACGAUAAGUACAAGGUACCCCACGUAGUCAUCACGUCGGUCAACCUCCCUGCAGCGGACCAGCCAGAGGCGCACCUAUCUGUGGUGGGGUCGACCAUGACUUCGACGGGCCGUGCGCGCCUCUUCAAGAUUGUGUUCCCCUCGAUCGACUGCUACUUCUGCGGCACGGGCGAUAUGUUCGGCGCCCUCAUGGUGGUGCGCAUGCGCGAGGCCGUCAGCGCUGUGCCCGGACUCAGCUCCCGGCCCAACUGGGUCAGCCCGGACGACGUAGGCGCGGUGGAUCUCCCCGCCGCCAAGGCGGCCGAGAAGGUUCUCGCCAGUAUGCAUGAGCUACUAGAGCGGACCAGCCAGGGUAUCAAGGCUGUUGUUGAGCGGACCAAGAGCAAGAUGGGGGAGGCGUCUGUACCGGCGGGGGAGGAGGAGCUUGCAAAGAGGGAGCAGCUGCUCAACAGUAAGGGGGCUGAACUGCAGCUCGUGAGGAAUCAGGUCUGUCUGAGGGCACCGGCAAUGCAGUUCAAGGCCAAGGCUUUGUAA